AAGCACCACUGGCUUAAUUAGUUCUGGCGGGGGCAUCGUCAUUAACUGCAAGUUAAUUGUGUUAGCGGGCUCAUACUAUAGCGCUUCCAGAGGUUUUGGUUUCGGUAAACAGUGCAUUUCCAUGGCAUUUCUUGAAAGAUGCCGGGGUAAGUGGCAUGACAAGAACAGUGCUGUGUUACAGAGCCUUCAUUGUUGCAGAGGGGCCUAGGGGUCACUUAUCCCCACGUCUUUGGUGAUCUCUGCUUCUUCUCUUGCUUCAUCAGCGGUGGGAGAGGCCCCAUCCCACCACUUAGACCAAACGUGCAUCAAUGGAAAUCAGAGGUUGUUGCUGUCUUGGAGGCUGCUAAAAGGCUUCUGAAGAACUUUCCUUGGAAGAUCAGCUUUUGACAUAUAGAUUCUCCUACUCCCUGGCUUCUUUGCCUGCUGAUCUCAUCCUGACAUACCAGAAGUGGGCUGUGUCUUCAUCGAUUCUUUGACUUCUACAAGAGACUAACAAGGCAUCAUCAUCUUUAUCAACAUCAUCAUCAUCAUCAUCGUUAUCAUUAUCCUUCCAACUACAACCCCCAGUACUGCUGCUGCUUAUGAAGUUGGGUCGGACCUGAACCCCUAAAAGCGGAACCGCCUCCCGCCCUCGCCAUCCCGGAGCUGAGUCGCCGGCGGCGGUGGCGGCUGCCAGACCCGGAGUUUCCUCUUUCACUGGAUGGAGCUGAACUUUGGGCGGCCAGAGCAGCACAGCUGUCCGGGGAUCGCUGCAUGCUGAGCUCCCUCGGCAAGACCCAGCGGCGGCUCGGGAUUUUUUUGGGGGGGCGGGGACCAGCCCCGCGCCGGCACCAUGUUCCUGGCGACCCUGUACUUCGCGCUGCCGCUCUUGGACUUGCUCCUGUCGGCCGAAGUGAGCGGCGGAGACCGCCUGGAUUGCGUGAAAGCCAGUGAUCAGUGCCUGAAGGAGCAGAGCUGCAGCACCAAGUACCGCACGCUAAGGCAGUGCGUGGCGGGCAAGGAGACCAACUUCAGCCUGGCAUCCGGCCUGGAGGCCAAGGAUGAGUGCCGCAGCGCCAUGGAGGCCCUGAAGCAGAAGUCGCUCUACAACUGCCGCUGCAAGCGGGGUAUGAAGAAGGAGAAGAACUGCCUGCGCAUUUACUGGAGCAUGUACCAGAGCCUGCAGGGAAAUGAUCUGCUGGAGGAUUCCCCAUAUGAACCAGUUAACAGCAGAUUGUCAGAUAUAUUCCGGGUGGUCCCAUUCAUAUCAGUGGAGCACAUUCCCAAAGGGAACAACUGCCUGGAUGCAGCGAAGGCCUGCAACCUCGACGACAUUUGCAAGAAGUACAGAUCGGCGUACAUCACCCCGUGCACCACCAGCGUGUCCAACGAUGUCUGCAACCGCCGCAAGUGUCACAAGGCCCUCCGGCAGUUCUUUGACAAGGUCCCGGCCAAGCACAGCUACGGAAUGCUCUUCUGCUCCUGCCGGGACAUCGCCUGCACAGAGCGGAGGCGACAGACCAUCGUGCCUGUGUGCUCCUAUGAAGAGAGGGAGAAGCCCAACUGUUUGAAUUUGCAGGACUCCUGCAAGACGAAUUACAUCUGCAGAUCUCGCCUUGCGGAUUUUUUUACCAACUGCCAGCCAGAGUCAAGGUCUGUCAGCAGCUGUCUAAAGGAAAACUACGCUGACUGCCUCCUCGCCUACUCAGGGCUUAUUGGCACAGUCAUGACCCCCAACUACAUAGACUCCAGUAGCCUCAGUGUGGCCCCAUGGUGUGACUGCAGCAACAGUGGGAACGACCUAGAAGAGUGCUUGAAAUUUUUGAAUUUCUUCAAGGACAAUACAUGUCUUAAAAAUGCAAUUCAAGCCUUUGGCAAUGGCUCCGAUGUGACCGUGUGGCAGCCAGCCUUCCCAGUACAGACCACCACUGCCACUACCACCACUGCCCUCCGGGUUAAGAACAAGCCCCUGGGGCCAGCAGGGUCUGAGAAUGAAAUUCCCACUCAUGUUUUGCCACCGUGUGCAAAUUUACAGGCACAGAAGCUGAAAUCCAAUGUGUCGGGCAAUACACACCUCUGUAUUUCCAAUGGUAAUUAUGAAAAAGAAGGGCUCGGUGCUUCCAGCCACAUAACCACAAAAUCAAUGGCUGCUCCUCCAAGCUGUGGUCUGAGCCCACUGCUGGUCCUGGUGGUAACCGCUCUGUCCACCCUAUUAUCUUUAUCUUUAACAGAAACAUCAUAGCUGCAUUAAAAAAAUACAAUAUGGACAUGUAAAAAGACAAAAACCAAGUUAUCUGUUUCCUGUUCUCUUGUAUAGCUGAAAUUCCAGUUUAGGAGCUCAGUUGAGAAACAGUUCCAUUCAACUGGAACAUUUUUUUUUUUCCUUUUAAGAAAGCUUCUUGUGAUCCUUCGGGGCUUCUGUGAAAAACCUGAUGCAGUGCUCCAUUCCAAACUCAGAAGGCUUUGGGAUAUGCUGUAUUUUAAAGGGACAGUUUGUAACUUGGGCUGUAAAGCAAACUGGGGCUGUGUUUUCGAUGAUGAUGAUGAUCAUGAUCAUGAUGAUUUUAACAGUUUUACUUCUGGCCUUUCCUAGCUAGAGAAGGAGUUAAUAUUUCUAAGGUAACUCCCAUAUCUCCUUUAAUAACAUUGAUUUCUAAUGAUAUAAAUUUCAGCCUACAUUGAUGCCAAGCUUUUUUGCCACAAAGAAGAUUCUUACCAAGAGUGGGCUUUGUGGAAACAACUGGUACUGAUGUUCACCUUUAUAUAUGUACUAGCAUUUUCCACGCUGAUGUUUAUGUACUGUAAACAGUUCUGCACUCUUGUACAAAAGAAAAAACACCUGUCACAUCCAAAUAUAGUAUCUUUUAGUCAAAAUAGAGAGUGGGGAAUGAGUGUGCCGAUUCAAUACCUCAAUCCCUGAACGACACUCUCCUAAUCCUAAGCCUUACCUGAGUGAGAAGCCCUUUACCUAACAAAAGUCCAAUAUAGCUGAAAUGUCGCUCUAAUACUCUUUACACAUAUGAGGUUAUAUGUAGAAAAAAAUUUUACUUACUAAAUGAUUUCAACUAUUGGCUUUCUAUAUUUUGAAAGUAAUGAUAUUGUCUCUUUUUUUUACUGAUGGUUUAAUACAAAAUACACAGAGCUUGUUUCCCCUCAUAAGUAGUGUUUGCUCUGAUAUGAACUUCACAAAUACAGCUCGUCAAAAGCAGACUCUGAGAAGCCUCGUGCUGUAGCAGAAAGUUCUGCAUCAUGUGACUGUGGACAGGCAGGAGGAAACAGAACAGACAAGCAUUGUCUUUUGUCAUUGCUCGAAGUGCAAGCGUGCAUACCUGUGGAGGGAACUGGUGGCUGCUUGUAAAUGUUCUGCGGCAUCUCUUGACACUCUUGUCAUGACACAAUCCAGUACCUUGGUUUUCAGGUUAUCUGACAAAGGCAGCUUUGAUUGGGACAUGGAGGUAUGGGCAGAUUGUCCUUUCUUUGGAAGCACAUCCAUGCUGGGAUGCACAGUUCUUUUCCUAAGGAUUGUGUUUACUCCUGACUGCAAUGUCUUGGCCACUGUUUGGAGCAGUUUGGUCUGAAGGUCAUUAAGGAUCUACUUGCAUCUUGUUUCAUGUCCUCCGUGACAGACUGCAGACCAUGUUAGAAGAGAAGGAAGGUUUGUGGAUCAAGAGGGUUGACAUUAGGUUUGGUGAGAUGAGUUGGUUGGCACAGAUCAGCAGAACAGGACCCUGGUGAUAAGGCAUCUGGCUUUGCUAACCACAUAUCAUCUUCCAUUAUUCUCUUUCUUAACUAAGUAGACCCGAAAGUGCACUUUCGAAGUCUGGUUUAGAUGGGGAGAUUCCGAAUCUACAAUGAUCGAGUACUGGUGGCCACUUUUCUCCAACAUUAAGUAAAGAGGAGGAGAUUCCACCUUGAGAAAGUGCUGGGAAGCAUUGGCUUUCUUCCCACAUUGGUAGAAGAGAUGGAGGAGGAAACCAGGGUGCACAUUUCUACAGAUCCCCUUUGCCUGCUGCUGUUUGCCUUGUAAGAUAAGUCACUGGGGGGAAGGGGAAAUCUAUGAAAUCCAAGAUAAAGGCAUAGUCUUUCAGCUCUAUUGGUGUUCAAAGUAUAUUUGUGUCCAAAUGUUAAUCAACACAAAUGUACAGUACUGACAUUUUUCACUUCAAAAUGUUUUCAAGGGAAAUUCAGCAGACACCCAACUGUAUUUAAUUAGUGAAAAGAUCUAUAAAGACUCUUACUUUGAAUAAACACAUUAAGUGUGUCAAAAUAUUU
This is a messenger RNA of Pan troglodytes (chimpanzee), 4251 nucleotides long. It is a transcript of the gene GFRA1, whose product is annotated as GDNF family receptor alpha 1. NCBI's taxonomy places the organism in Eukaryota, Metazoa, Chordata, Mammalia, Primates, Hominidae. Gene Ontology annotation, cellular component: external side of plasma membrane; signaling receptor complex. The transcript has 11 exons. The coding region runs from base 833 to 2221 and encodes 462 amino acids. Gene Ontology annotation, biological process: nervous system development. Gene Ontology annotation, molecular function: signaling receptor activity. The record is from RefSeq and is a predicted model, not a curated record.